Messenger RNA from Falco peregrinus (peregrine falcon), 3653 nucleotides. RefSeq names its product ribonuclease T2 (gene RNASET2). Gene Ontology annotation, biological process: RNA catabolic process. NCBI's taxonomy places the organism in Eukaryota, Metazoa, Chordata, Aves, Falconiformes, Falconidae. Gene Ontology annotation, cellular component: extracellular region. Bases 535 to 1302 code for a protein of 255 amino acids. Gene Ontology annotation, molecular function: ribonuclease T2 activity; RNA binding. The transcript is spliced from 10 exons. The record is from RefSeq and is a predicted model, not a curated record.
CCUUGAAGCAAGUCGGCCAAAGACAUUGUAAUAUUUCCCAGAGUUGGGAAAACUGCUUGUAGUUCUUGGUACAGUUGUCAUCAGAUUUAGCACCCACCUGUUUGCUGCUCGUAGGCAUCCUGCUUUGGGUUCUCUGCAGUUUUGCCCUCUUUACAAUUUAUGAGAACUCCUUUGUAAUAAAAUGUGAUGAUUGUUUAUCUCGGGAAAGCGCUUUGUGGUGUCGGGAGGCCGUGCAACGCCGUGCUGGUGGUGGAGCAGCGUGUUGGCUGGCGUGCGAAGGGGACAUGGUCGUCAAAGGGGACACCAGUCCUCUGCUUCCUCAGGAAGGUGGUGGCAGGGCUGAGCCCAGUGCUGGGCUCACCCUAAAACCUCUGCGCCACGAGUUCUGCUUUGGACUGUGUGAGAGAAAGCGUGAGAGUUUUGCUCAUAAGGUUGCUGUGUCGGGGGGCAUGGGUAUUGCCUCUGAAAUGUCUUCAAAGCGCUUUUUGCAGUUACUUGGGCCAGCACUUGGGCUUGGGCUAUUUGAUUAACAAAAUGAAGCCUGCAAAGCUGCACUACUGGAUUCUGGGUUGGUGUUCUAUGGCAUUAUGUUGUUGGUGUACUUCAGAUAAAUUCACUCAAAGUGACAACCAUCCUCAUAGCUGGAAAAAGCUGUAUCUUGCUCAUCAUUGGCCAGUGACUGUAUGUAAGAUGAGUGCUAAUGAUUGUCAAGACCCGCCGGAGUACUGGACAAUCCAUGGACUAUGGCCUGACAAAACUGAAGAGUGUAAUAGGACAUGGCAUUUCAAUGUCACAGAGAUUAAGGAUCUUCUGUCAGACAUGAGACACUAUUGGCCUGAUGUGCUUCAUUCGUCUCUGAAUCGCACCCAGUUCUGGAAGCAUGAGUGGGAGAAACAUGGCACUUGUGCAGCCACGCUUCCAAUCCUUAAUUCUCAGAAAAAAUACUUUAGUAAAGCCUUAGAACUCUACCAGCACAUUGAUCUUAACAGUUGUCUCCUGAAAGCUGGGAUAAAGCCAAGCAGUUCGUAUUACCAGAUGACUGCCAUAAAGGAAACUCUUACGAAGUUUUACGGUGUAACACCAAAGAUCCAGUGUCUUCCUCCUGAAGAGGGUGAAAAAGCACAAACAAUUGGUCAGAUUGAAUUCUGCUUCACCAAAGAACUGCAGCUGAGAAACUGCACGGCACUGGAGGGUGAAUCUGACCCAGUGCAGGCUGACUUGAAGCUUGGAACUGAGGAAUUGUCUGUCUGCAGUGACUCUCUCCCAACCUAUUAUCCUUCACAGGUCCAAGAUCACAAAUGAAGCCGUAAGAGUUUGAAAAAGUUUUUAAGGAGCAACAAAACCCAAACCCUUAAACAUUGUAUCUUGGAAAGUGGCCUUGACUUAGCAAUAUUCCAAAGCCCUGUCCAGAUUGCAGGCAUGCUGGGAAGAUUUCUGCUGGAAAACAUACUACUUUCGCCAUUAAAGGAGAAUGGUCCACAUUGUAUUAUCAGUUACACAGGCUAAAGUAUUGAAUUGUUGCUUGGAUAUUGAUGGGAUCAGAAUCUGAUGUACAGCUUUGCCUGGACUUUUUGGUUUGCUCAUGUUUAGAAUCAAUGUUCAAAAGAGAACUGUGACUUCUUAGUUAAAUCUGCCACUUCUUGGUUUCUGCCAGUGAGUUGGGGAAUUUAAGUCGUUCUUUGUUUUGAAAGAAUGCUUGUCUUUCUGAGAUUAGAUGACAAUUUCUUGAGAAGAAAGUAAUGUAAACAAAAAGAACUUGGAGACCUGUCAGAAGAUCCUUUCCCAGACAUAAUACCCACUGCCUUGUGUAAGUUUCCUCUCCAGAAGUGCUGAACAGGGGCCAGGUCCUCUGAGGCAUUAAACCUUUCAUCACUCAGGAGAUCAUGGUGGACCAAAGAUGACAGCUUAUGCAUAACUACAUAGUGGAUGAAGUAACAUUCAUCAGGUUAUAGCAUUUCUGCGUCAAGGUCCUCAGGAAGACUAUUUGUAGCCUUACCUAUUCUUUGAUUGAUUUUGCUACGGUAGCUUGAUACAGUCUUGAAGAACAGCCGAUCUUAGAACUUAACUUGCUAGUGUAGGAAAAUGUUAGGCCCUAGAAGUAUGUUGUUAUUAAUUUUUCAUUGUAUUUGAACAUUUAGCAUUACCACAGAAGUGUGAGUGCCUGCACUUUUAUUUAAAAAUGAUUGUCACGUAAUCACUUUGUUCCAAGAAACAGCUUUUUAUAGGUGAAACAGCAGAUACCACAGGAUUUUCAGUGAGAAGUACAAAUGUUAGCAAUAGUGCAUCUCCACCCCAUAAUAAUAACAUGCCACAAAGUUGCACGUUUCCAAAGGGGACAAAAUUUGGGAGUAACCCUGUACUUUUUUAAACUUUCUCUUCAUCUCUUUCAGAUAGUACUUAGAAAGUACAUAGGUUUUGAGCGGACUAAAUAGAGUGCAAACAACUUAAAAUGGACAUUAGUUUACAAUUCACAUAAGUUGAUUUUUUUAAAAAGAAGCAAGACUCACCUUUUCCUCAAAACUGUGCUAUUUUUUUAAUGGUUUGGAUUUUUUUUAUCCUUGGAAGUCCUUUGUUCUUCUUUUCCUUUCAAGGUUCUCGGGGUGCAAUGCCAUAUCCUUGCUUGUUAAGCUAAUUAGCAGUGAGGGAACUGGAAACCUAGGCUGGUAACUACCAUCGACCAUCUCAUAAACAUCUUGCUGAGUGCUUUUCAGUCACCAGUUCAGUUAUGAACACAGUCCUUAAUUAAAACAAUAGACUUCUCAAAAUCUCACUAUAAAUAUUGCCACCUUGGAUGAGCAGGUACAGUAUAAAAAAAUCCCACGAAAUCCUCAGCAACAUGCUCUGCUGCUGCCAAGUGAGUGAUUGUUGGGUUUGCCUAUUUUUCUGCAAUUUUAAUUCCUUGGUCCUCUUCACGUUAGAAGAAAAGCUGAAACUUGGAAGCAAUGGUGGCAUUGGUUCUUGCACAGACACAUGCUUAAUGGAAGCUCAAAUCAAUUGCCUAAUUUUUUAUUUUUAAUUGCAGUAUAAAUUAUAUAUUUUUUUUAUGAACCACAUAAUGCUUAGGGAGACAAAAUAUACAUUAUGAGUUCUCUGCAGUUCAAAUGUAAUGCAUUAAUUUAAGGAAAGCCAACAACUGCAAAUAGGUACUUCGCACGGAAGUGACAACAGACACUUAACAACAUCCACAAUGUGAGGCUCAAAGUAAACCUGAUUCUUGCCAAAUAGUCAGUGGAUACAGACAAGAGUUAGAAAUGACCAGCCUCUGCAGUAAGUAGAUCAUAUAGCUUCCAUGUGGUUUUGAACUUCAUUUUCAAAUGCAAGAAAUGCGAGGGACCUGCUAAGUUUUAAAACUUUGAGGAGAAACUAGUAUAAUCUGAAAUGAGAAAGGGAGAGGAAGGGAGGGAGAUGGCAAACGCAGCAGCAUGCUAAACAACAACCUGCAACUGAGUAAAACAGGUCUGAUGUUAAGUCAAGGUUGGCUAAAAAUAACCUCACAGACUCUGAAGUUCUGUUUAAAGGACAUACCUGAGGUACUGCAUUAACAAAACCACACACGUUCUUUUAAUUGUACCAAUGUUAUUAAACAUUAGAUUUUGUAAUUUGCUAUGAUUAAUUUAUUAGUAGUAGUAAUAAAACACUGUGUAUGACUGCCA